This is a messenger RNA of Rhineura floridana, 3153 nucleotides long. Its product is annotated as vomeronasal type-2 receptor 26-like. The transcript has 7 exons. Lineage: Eukaryota; Metazoa; Chordata; Lepidosauria; Squamata; Rhineuridae. Gene Ontology annotation, cellular component: membrane. Gene Ontology annotation, biological process: G protein-coupled receptor signaling pathway. The coding region runs from base 1 to 3153 and encodes 1050 amino acids. The record is from RefSeq and is a predicted model, not a curated record. Gene Ontology annotation, molecular function: G protein-coupled receptor activity.
AUGCACAUGCUAUGUAAUGUAUCUUCCAUUCUUUGGGGCAAACACAUUGCAGAUUCACAAGGUUACACUUUGCACACCAAGACAAAGUGUUUGAUACCUUACCAAGAGAGAGAUCUAUAUUAUGAAAGAAAGAAAGAAAUUGUAAUUCAUCCUCCCUCUCUCAAAGGAUUAAAAAAAAAGAAACUAUUGAGAGACAUUGUUGAAAAAGGAGCUGCUAUUAAAUAUAAAAAGAGGACACUGGUGGAGGUGCACAGAUUCCCUAAGCAGCCAUACUGUAAAUCCAUGUACCAACAAUAUCACCCACCAUUAAAGGAAGACUAUAGCAAAACAUGGAAAUCCAUUGGGAGAGGAAGUUUUAUGGAGAGGAUCAUGCUGGUGGUGUUGCUGCUGCUCACACUGCUGUGCCAUACCGUAUGCAAGACGCAUUCCAUUAAUUGCAGCAUAUUUGAUGACCCCCUCCCUAUUCCUCAUGGAUUUUAUCAGCCUGGUGACUUUCUCAUUGGUGAGAUUGUUUCUCAGAUCUUCUUCCACUAUAACAUCCUCUCUUUCAUGGAACAGCCUUCACAGACCAUGAUUGAUGAACCUUUUGAUGUUCUCAGUGAUAAAAAUGAAGUGAAUGACAUAGCAAGAAUACCACUGGAGAAAUGGCAAGAGAACUCACUCUACAUCUCUAUUCCUUGGAUUGGAUUUGAAAAUGAUAAGAAGCACGUCAUAGUGCCCCCCAUGGUUCUGAGGCAUGGCUUUUCUGUGCCUAAAAGCUAUCAGUACGUCCUGGCCUUAGCAUUUGCUGUAAAGGAGAUCAAUGAGAACCCAAACAUCUUAUCAAAUAUAUCUCUAGGAUUCCACAUCCUUAAUAGCUAUUAUGCUGCAAGGAUGACCUAUAAGGCCACUCUCAGCCUGCUUUCCACACAACAUAGGUUUGUUCCCAACUUCAAGUGUGACACCCAGAACAAUCUGAUAGCUCUUAUUGGAGGAUGUAUCUCUGAGAUCUCUGCCAAUAUGGCCAUCAUCUCAGCAAUCCACAAGAUUCCACAGCUCACUUAUGGAUCAUUUUUGCCACUCAAAGGUGCCAAAAUGCUGUUCCCCUUUUUGUACCAGAUGGUCCCAAAUGAAAUCCAUCAACACAAAGGGGUUGUGCAGUUACUUCUGUAUUUGAGAUGGACAUGGAUUGGGCUCUUGGCUGUCAAUGAUGACAAAGGGGACAGGUUUUUACAGACAAUGGUACCAAUGCUUUCCCAGAAUGAUAUCUGUUAUGCCUUCAUAGCAAGAGUACCAAAAUGGGAUUAUGUUGAUGAGAUGAUAGGCUAUGCUUUCCAGCAUUCUUAUGCAAUGGUCUUUGAAAGAAACCCCAGUGUAUUAUUUGUUUAUGGAGAACCUCCAUCCUUUCAGGUUGUGAGAUUAAUGCUGUUUGUAGCACCUGCAAUGGACUAUCCACCUCUGGGUAAAGUCUGGAUGGUUACGUCCCACUGGGAUUUUGCAUCAUUAUCUGUUCAGAAGACUUGGGAUAUGCAAGACUUCCAUGGUUCCAUAUCCUUCACAGUUCACUCAAAUCAGCCAUUAGGAUUUAAAAAAUUCAUUCACAUGUUAUGCCCUUCUUGGGCCAAAGGAGAUGGUUUUAUCCAGGACUUCUGGGAACAGUCAUUUGGUUGUUCAUUAAAACUGUCCAAGCAACAGGAGGAGGAAGAAGAGAAACCCUGCACUGGGGAGGAAAAGCUGGAGAGUCUUCCUGGAAUUUUGUUUGAAAUGCCCAUGACUGGCCACAGUUACAAUGUCUACAAUGCUGUCUAUGCUGUGGCACAUGCUUUGCAUGCCAUGUUCAAAUCCAAACCCAAAUACAAAAAGUUGGUAGAAGGAGAAAAACUGACAGUACACAAUAUGCAACCAUGGCAGGUCCAUCAUUUUCUAAGGAGUCUUAUGUUCAAUAACAGUGCUGGAGACACUGUGCACUUUGAUGAAAAUGGAGAAUUAGUUGCAAUUUUUGAUGUUACAAACUGGGUGAUGUUCCCCAAUGGCUCCUUAGUUCGAGUGAAAGUUGGGAAACUAGAACCUCAGGCUCCUCCAGGCAUGGAAUUAAGCAUUCAUGAUAACCAAAUAGUUUGGCAUCAAAGUUUUAAUCAGAUGCUGCCCGUUUCUGUAUGCAAUGACUACUGCUAUCCUGGCUACAGCAAGCAAAUGAAAGGAGAGAAAUUUUGCUGCUAUGAUUGUGCUCCAUGUCCAGAAGGAUUGAUCUCUCACAGGAAGGAUAUGGACUCCUGUGUCAAAUGCCCAGAGGAUGAGUAUCCAAGCAAGGACAAAACUCAAUGUAUUCCCAAGGUUGUAAGCUACCUGUCUUACAAAGAAAAAUUAGGGAUCAUCUUAGUUAUCAUGGCUAUUUUUUUAUCAUUCCUCACCACUUUAGUCCUUCGAACUUUUGUGAAGUACAAGGACACUCCCAUUGUCAAAGCCAACAACCGGACCCUCACCUACAUACUCCUCAUUUCCCUCCUCCUUUGCUUCCUCUGCUCCUUACUCUUUAUUGGAGAACCUACAACUAUAAUCUGCCUUCUCCGACAAAUGAUUUUUGGCAUUGUCUUCUCUGUGGCCCUUUCUUCUGUGUUAGCAAAGACCAUUACUGUGGUUCUUGCAUUCAUGGCAACCAAACCAGGAUCCAGGAUGAGGAAAUGGGUUGGAAAAAGACUGGCAAGUUCUAUUGUUCUUUCCUGCUCCUUUAUUCAAGCUGGCAUUUGCACUCUUUGGUUAAGUACCUCCCCUCCAUUCCCAGAUGCGGACAUGCACUCAGUGAAUGGGAAAAUCAUAUUGGAAUGUAAUGAGGGUUCAUCUGUCCUGUUUUACUGUGUAUUGGGCUAUAUGGGUUUCCAGGCCAUUGUAACUUUCAUAGUAGCUUUUCUAGCCAGGAAAUUACCUGACAGUUUCAAUGAGGCCAAAUUUAUUACAUUCAGCAUGUUGGUGUUUUGCAGUGUUUGGUUGUCCUUUGUUCCAACCUACCUGAGCACCAAAGGUAAAUAUAUGGUUGCUGUGGAGAUUUUCUCCAUCUUGUCCUCCUGUGCUGGGUUAUUGGGCUUCAUCUUCUUCCCUAAAUACUACAUCAUUAUGCUGAGGCCUGAUCUGAACCACAGGGAGCAACUAAUAAACAGGAAACAUAAAAGCAACUAA